AUGGCGGUCUCGAUAUCUCAGAUAUCAUUCGAGCACCACCGCGAAGCGCUGGGCAUUGCCGAGUCUAAACCUCGCAUUUCUUGGCGAUUCGAGGGUAUUGCGCCGAACUGGACACAAGCGGGAUAUGAUAUCGAGAUACUCCGAAACGGCGUACCGCAAGUUUACUCUGUUAAUUCGUCCGACUCUAUUCUCGUCCCAUGGCCAGACACUGCUCUUGGGACAGCCGAGGAGGCUAGAGUCCGAGCACGAGCCCAUGGAAACCAAGACCAAUCUUCUACGCCAUGGUCCGACUGGGCGUCAGUUGAGCCAGGGCUAUUAAACGAUAAGGACUGGGGUAGCGCAGUUCCAAUUGCUGCUGACCGCGAGACCGAGGUGAAUGGACCUAAGCGACCGAUAUACUUUAGGAAGUCCUUCGGGGUGGACCAAAACGUGAAGUCCGCCCGACUGUAUAUCACUGCACUCGGAGUGUAUGAGGCGGAGAUCAACGGACAAAGAGUGGGCGACCGUGUUAUGGCACCUGGAUGGCAAUCAUACAAUAAUCGACAUGUCUACGAUACCUACGAUGUGACGGACCUUAUCAAGCAAGGUCACAACGGAAUCGGCGCUACCGUCGGAGAGGGCUGGUUCUCUGGUAACCUUGGCUUUAGUGGAGGGCAUAGGAAUAACUAUGGAGACACGAUUGGUCUUCUCUCCUUGCUUGUCGUUACCCUGGAAGAUGGAACCAAACUCGAGGUCCCGACCGAUGCGUCUUGGCAGGCAAAUAUCGGGCCGACGGUGUCUUCUGAAAUCUAUAACGGAGAGACAUACGACUCACGACUUGAGGCCAAGAUAGCUGGAUGGUCGUCGGGUUCGUUCAAUGGUACCAAUUGGCUCGCGGUCAAGCAGUUGCCCUCGCUGAAAGGGAAGUUAACUCCCCCAGACGGCCCGCCGGUCAGGAGGGUGGAGGAGGUUAAGCCUCAAAAUAUCUUCAAGUCGCCGUCCAAUAAGACUAUCAUCGAUUUUGGUCAGAAUGUAGCCGGCUGGCUUAGGGUUUCGGUAUCCGGUCCGAGAGGUACAAACAUCACCUUCCAUCAUGCCGAAGUCCUGGAAAACGGCGAGCUUGCGCUUCGCCCACUGCGCUUUGCCAAAGCCAUUGAUACGUUUAUUCUAAACGGCAAUGGUGUCCAAACGUGGGAGCCACGGUUCACUACCCACGGGUUUCGGUAUGCACAGGUGGACGGCUGGCCGGAGGCAACGACACCAUUGAACGGAGAUUCUAUUACAGCAAUUGUCGUUCACAGUGACAUGGAACGUACAGGUUGGUUCGAAUGCUCCCACGCACUGCUUAAUAAAUUCCACCAGAAUGUCAUAUGGUCUAUGAGGGGCAAUUUCAUUUCGAUCCCGACGGAUUGCCCGCAACGCGAUGAGCGGUUAGGAUGGACCGGAGAUGCACACGCCUUUGGGCCUACUGCUGACUAUCUCUACAAUACUGCUGGAUUUUGGCGAGGCUGGCACCGUGACGUUUGGUCCGAGAUGCAAAUAAACGGGUCAAUGAGCGUACCACCACUCGAAGCAGGGAGCUGCGGCAGUAUGGGGCGACGUUACUAUAUGCUGGAAGAGCAAUACUCACAAGCCCAAGGUUGGAUAGAUACUGGAAUUCCACGUGAAGAUACUGGUCUUUGGGAUCGAGACAGCUUUCAGUAUGGAGAUUGGUUGGACCCGAAGGCACCAGCAGACAACCCAGGUGAUGCCACUACGGCCACGCAUCUUGUUGCCGACGCCUACUUAGUGCGAAUGACUGAGCUUCUUACCAAUAUCUCCACUGCCCUCGGCCACAGCGACUUGGCGAACAAGUACAGUGAACAGCACACCAGCUUGGUUGAUGAAUUCCGCAAAGCAUGGCUGAAGGACGGUGCGAUGGCAAACCGGACGCAAACAGCUUAUGCUCUGGGGUUGCACUUUGGCCUGUUCACAACCGAAGAGGAGCGAUCCGCUGCGGGCGAUACCUUGCGCAGUCUAAUUGCCGACAAUGACUAUCUUGUUGGCACAGGCUUCGCGGGAACUCCACCUCUGGGAUUUGCUUUGGCAGAAAUUGGCGCCACAGAUGACUUCUACCGCAUGCUGCUGCAGACAAAGGUGCCUUCCUGGCUAUAUCAAGUAGUUCAAAAUGGAACUACAACGUGGGAACGCUGGGACAGCCUCUUGCAAAAUGGUAGUGUCAACCCUGGUGAGAUGACAAGUUUCAACCACUAUGCCUUUGGCUCCAUUGCCGAUUGGAUGCAUCAGGUUAUUGGCGGCCUUGCUCCUGCCGAGCCUGGUUGGAAAAAAAUUAAAAUCGCACCUGUGCCAGGAGGUAAUAUCACCAGUGCUAACUCGCGCUUUAUCAGUCCUUAUGGAGAGGUCAGUGCCAAGUGGGAGCUGAAUGGGGAUAGCUUCGACCUAGAAGUCACCGUUCCGCCAAACACUAAUGCUGUCAUUACAUUGCCAUACGGUAAUGUGACGAGAGAGGUUGGAUCGGGGCAACAUAAGUUCAAUGUGUCGAGGGAGUAA
Molecule: messenger RNA, 2529 nt
Organism: Aspergillus oryzae RIB40
Lineage: Eukaryota; Fungi; Ascomycota; Eurotiomycetes; Eurotiales; Aspergillaceae
Product: glycoside hydrolase family 78 protein
Exons: 3
Coding region: 1-2529 (842 amino acids)
Biological process (GO): carbohydrate metabolic process
Source: RefSeq, a predicted model, not a curated record